This is a messenger RNA of Rhagoletis pomonella (apple maggot), 1269 nucleotides long. RefSeq lists its product as uncharacterized. The transcript has a single exon. The coding region runs from base 1 to 1269 and encodes 422 amino acids. The record is from RefSeq and is a predicted model, not a curated record. Lineage: Eukaryota; Metazoa; Arthropoda; Insecta; Diptera; Tephritidae.
AUGUUAAAUACUCCGCACGAUUCCGUUCGCACUUCUGCUUUACAAAAUGGCAACCCAACGUUAGCAGAAGUUCUACUCAUAGAUGAAUCAUUUAAGAGCACAACGAAGGCAGUUCAGUCUCUCAAGGAACCAUCGGCCUCUUCAGGCAAAGCCACUUCAUUGGUAAAUGCAGUUCAAAGCUCAGAAGCUUCUCGUACAUCUCGGGUUAGUAACAAUAACAAGCAGAGUGAGUACAAGUCAUGCUCAGGCUGUGGUACCUCACAUAGCCGCGAGCAGUGUAAAUUUAAAAACGCUGUGUGCCGUAAGUGUGGUAUGGUAGGGCAUAUAGCACCGGUAUGCAUGGCGAAAGGUACGAAUAAGUACAUGAAGAAAAACACAACGGAGCAACAAUGCACACAGAAAACUUCCAAGCGAAACAACAAACAUAGGUGCAAUGAGGUGGAUACAAUACAGAAAAAUAAAAAUUUCAUCGACUUAAAAGUAAUGAAUAAACUAAUAAAGUUCCAGAUGGAUUCCGGUGCGUCUCUUUCUAUUAUAACGUUAGAAACUUGCAAAGAACUAAAUAAUCCACCACUUAGCCCGUGUAAUAGGUCGAUAUUCGGAUUCGGCAACACCAAAAUCCAUACUCUUGGGGAACUCAAGGUAAAUGCAAUAUGUGGUGCAAAACAAAAGCAAGUCAAUUUGGUGGUCGCUCGCGUGCACAAUGGUAAUAAUCUGUUCGGUGCAGAUCUCUUCGAAGCCUUUGGGUACAAAAUACAACAAGUACUCACUUUUAAUGACUCAAUGCCCGAGGUAAACGCGCUCCUAGAAAAAUACAGUCAAAUUUUUGAGCCAGCCCUAGGCACCGUAAACUGUUUUAAAGCAAGUGUUAAACUAAAACCCGAGGCCCUGCCAAAUUUUUUUAAGAGCAGGCCUAUUCCGUUCGCACUCAUGCCUAAAUUCACCGAAGAGGCAAAUAGACUGGUUAUCGCUGGAAUUUGGAAACCGGUGCAAUUUAGUGAGUGGGCAUCACCUAUAGUUCUCGCGUCAAAACCCGACGGUUCGAUUCGGAUAUGUGGAGACUUUAAGGUGUCCAUAAACAAACAAAUUGAUGUUGAGCGCUAUCCGUUGCCAACGCGCGAAACCUUGCUCCAUUUAGUGCGGUACGGCAAGCAGUUUUCUAAAAUAGAACUGAAAGAUGCAUAUUUGCAGUUAGAGUUAGACGACGAAGCAGUUUUAGUGGUGAGCACGAAUGCCAUAUGGCAUCGCAAGCGCCCCAGCAAUUUUUAA